Molecule: messenger RNA, 1230 nt
Organism: Talaromyces marneffei
Lineage: Eukaryota; Fungi; Ascomycota; Eurotiomycetes; Eurotiales; Trichocomaceae
Exons: 2
Coding region: 1-1230 (409 amino acids)
Biological process (GO): proteolysis
Molecular function (GO): aspartic-type endopeptidase activity
Source: RefSeq, a predicted model, not a curated record
AUGGUUAACUGCAAGACUAUUGUCUCUGCCUUGGCCCUCUCGGCCCUUGCUGCUGCUGCUCCUUCUCCUCCUGCUGCUGGUGCUGGUGCUGGUCCUGCUCCUACUCCUUCUGCUGCUGCUGAGCCUGGCCUAGGCAAACGCUUCUCCCUUGACCUGCAUCCUGUCAAGCGGGGUCCUGCUCACCCCGCUGCCAGGUCCUUACAUACUCUUGACAGAUAUGGUGGUAGAGUUUCUAAGAAACUUCGCUCUCUUGCCAAUCCACAGACUGGUUCUGUUAAUGUCACCUCCUAUCCAUUCUAUAUGCAAUACCACAUGCCUGUCAAAUUAGGUAAUAGCAACAUGACACUUAUGUUUGACACCGGUAACUCUGAUCUAUGGGUCACCAUUAAUGAGACCCAGGGCCGUGGAUCCCACCACCCCUUCGAUAACAGCACCUGCGUCCCGUUACCCGGCUACACCUUCGAUAUCAGCUGGGGAUCAUUCGGCGAUAUCAUGGGCAACGUCUGCUCGGAUAAAGUUAAAGUUGGCGGCAUCACCUCUCCAAAACAGGCUAUCCAGCUCGCCCUACAUAUGUCCGAGCAUAUUAGCGGUUCUAUCAAGAAUGAUGGUGUUAUGGGAUUCGGCUUCAUUGGCCUCAACACCAUCGAACCUACGCCGCAAAACACCUGGUUUGAAAAUGUUAAAAACAGUCUUCAGCAACCUGUCUUUACUGUUGACCUUCGGAAGGACGCUGUUGGUACCAUUGACUUUGGUUUCGUUGAUCCCGAGAAACAUAGCGGCAGCAUUUUCUGGGCGUAUGUCGAUGAAAAGUCUGGAUUCUGGAGGUUUUAUAAUGAGGGAUACAUUAUUGGUAAUGAUAGCGUUAUUGGUGACUUCUUCCCUGGUAUUCUCGACACCGGUAGCAACAUGAUCCUCUUAUUUGAUCCGAUGGUCGAGGAAUAUUACAACAAGGUUCCUGGCGCCUUUUUCGAUGAGGGGAAUGAGGGAUAUGUCUUUCCCUGCAACGCUACCCUUCCUAACUGGACUGUCAUUGUUGAAAAGGGUCGAUUUACCGUUCCUGGUCCCAAUAUCAACUUCGCUCCCGUUGGCAGCGGCCUUUGCUAUGGUGGUAUCCAGAGCAACGGUGACCUUCCCUUCGCCAUUUACGGCAAUCUCUUCAUCAGUCAAUUUUUAACUAUUUUCGGCGCCUACAACAAGUUUCCCCGGGUUGGCUUCGCCAUCAAGGCCUAA